UAGCCAAGCACAAGGAGCUUGCCCUCUACGAGGAGAACUGGUUCUACCCGCGAGCGGCUUCCAGAGUGUGGCACCUGCAUCUGUGGGGCGGUGCUGGCGUUGGCUCCAUGACCAAGAUCUACGGGGGUGGCAGAGGAAUGGCAUCAUACCCAGCCACUUCAGCCGUGGCUCCACGAGUGUGGCCCGCCGCGUCCUGCAGGCCCUGGAGGGGCUGAAGAUGGUGGAAAAGGACCAGGAUGGGGGGCUGCACACUGGCACCUCAGGGACAAAGAGAUCUGGACACAAUCGCCGGACAGGUGGCAGCUGCCAACAAGAAACAUUAGAACAAAUGAUGCUGGGUUAAUAAAUUGCCUCAUUCGUUAAAAAGAGAGAGACACACACAGAGAGACACCCCCAAAGAGGGCAGAUGAGUGAGUUUCAAGAAAGUGCCGCAGAACAGUCCUAAAGGAUUUGGGCUGAACAACUACUGAACUGAAGAUCUAGGAGGUCACUGUUACUCUUGCUUGGCAAGAGACACCUCUGUAAAAUAAGGUGGCAAAGUAAGAUGAAAAUGAUACAGGAAAUGAAUGUGACUGAGGGAUGAAGAACUGAGGCACAAGGAGAUGAAACAAUUCUUCCAAGAUUAUCCAAUCAGUAAUUUUAAAUUCCGUUAAUAUUGACACGCGUAAACUGCUGAACUUUUGUGCAUUUGUGCAGUACCUUAGAGAUCGUGAACAAAAAAUGAAGAUGGCUUUUACCAGUUUGGACACCAAUGAAGACGGAGUGAUUGAUACUUCAGAAAUUGUUGAUGCUCUCAAGGUUAUAGGUGUAAAUAUUUCUGUAAAAGAGGCACAGAAGAUUAUUGAAAGCAUGGACAUUGAUGGGUCACUGACAGUGGACUGGAAUGAAUGGAGGAAGUAUUUUUUAUUUAAACCUGAAAGAAAUGUUGAAGAAAUUGCCCAUCACUGGAACCGUUUUACUGGAAUUGAUAUGGGAGAUAGAUGGACUUUCCAUCAUUUCAUUGAUGAAGAAAGAAAAUCCGGUCUGCUAUGGAAGUAUCUGUGGGCUGGGGGCAUAGCUGGGGCUUGUGCGCGAACAUGUACAGCACCUUUAGAUCGUCUGAAAACCUUAAUGCAGGCUCAGAGUUUAGAAACAAAGAAUGUGAGGAUGGUGAGUCGUUUAAUGGAGAUGGUGAAAGAGGGUGGAGUCGUUUCCUUGUGGAGAGGAAAUGGUGUGAAUGUCCUCAAGAUUGCUCCUGAAACAGCUCUUAAGGUCUGGUCAUAUGAACAGUAUAAAUUGUUUCUUAGUGAAGAAGGAGCCAAAUUAGGAACUCUCCAGAAGCUUGUGUCUGGUUGUUUGGCUGGUGCUACUUCACUCUCAUUUAUAUACCCGAUGGAGGUUCUAAAAACUAAUCUGGCCAUAAGCAAAACUGGACAGUACUAUGGGAUGUUGGAUUGUGCCAGGAAGAUUUGGAAGCUCGAAAAGUUUCGAGGCUUCUACAGAGGCCUCAUUCCUAGUCUUUUGGCUGUCAUACCGUAUGCAGGCGUAGAUAUUACUGCUAAUGAGCUUUUGAGGACUCGUUGGCUAAAUACUCAAGCGGAAGACCCUGAGUUGGUGAUUUUGCUGGGAUGUAGUGCCUUGUCUAACUUCUGUGGUCAGAUUGUCAGCUACCCCCUCUUCCUAGUGAGAACUAACAUGCAGGUUCAAGGAGUCCCCAAGCUAAAUAUGAUCAGCUGCUUUUCUGAAAUUUAUAAAAGGAGUGGAGUGACAGGAUUUUUCAGAGGCAUGACUCCAAAUUUCUUAAAAUUGCUUCCCUCAGUAUGUAUAAACUGUGUGGUUUAUGAGUCAAUAAAACCAUUCCUUGGAAUAUUUUAGAAAUGAAA
Messenger RNA from Oryctolagus cuniculus (rabbit), 1862 nucleotides. Lineage: Eukaryota; Metazoa; Chordata; Mammalia; Lagomorpha; Leporidae. The record is from RefSeq and is a predicted model, not a curated record.